GACGGGCUCCCUCGAUGCGGGUAAAGCAACAACCUGCUUGGUGAGCCUCUUGGCGUGCCGAAAGCCAUUCCCAGUGUGUUUGUGUUCAUUGAUUGAGUCAGCCAGCAAAUUCGUUGUACCCCCGGGAUACGCCUUGUGGGGUGAAUAAAUCGCCAAAAUGGCAAAUUACCGAAUUCUAUGGAAGAGCUAUGCCACAUUUGCCAUCCUAAUGGCAAUGGGUGUGAUCGCCCAGUAUGAGUGGCAGGCAAGAGAUAGUUUUGAUGAAGUUAAAAUUAAAAUGGAUAAAGUUACGGGAGAUAACUGCCCAAUUCAGCAUUUGGGUGAUUUGUACCUAUACGAUGAUGUUGUAUCCCAUUUGCCUGAUAUCAAGGAAAUCAAUAUUAAUCCCGUCUUCCCAAAUCGAACGAAUCUCCUUCAUCUGCACAAUAUGGCCUUAAGUCGAUCCUUCUUCUGGAGCUACAUUCUCCAAAGUCGCUUCAUUCGCCCCGCCAUCAAUGAUACCUACGAUCCUGGCAUGAUGUACUACUUCCUUUCAACAGUAGCUGAUGUAUCUGCAAAUCCCUACAUCAACGCAUCGGCUGUAUACUUCUCCCCCAACAGCUCCUACACAUCAUCAUACAGAGGAUUCUUCAACAAGACAUUCCCACUCUUUGCCCCAAGAACAUUUCGUCUCGAUGACUUCAAUGAUCCCAUUCAUCUUCAGAAAAUCUCCACAAUGAAUACGUUCGACGUUCGAGAUUUAGGAUCAAUCCCCGCAAAUUCCUACUCCCUGGACUACACAACGGAGUUCUAUAAAAUCAAUGAAUGGUACAAACUCUGGCUACCCGAUGAAGUGGGGCAGCGGCAUGACACGAAAACAACGUAUCAAGUUGAAAUUCGAUAUGCAAACAAUACCAAUGAAACAUUCACCUUCCACGGACCACCGGGAGCUGAUGAAAUUCCCGGACCAGUUAAAUGGACACGACCCUACUUUGACUGUGGACGCUCCAAUAAAUGGCUUGUAGCUGCUGUUGUCCCCAUUGCUGACAUCUAUCCCCGCCACACCCAAUUCCGGCACAUUGAAUACCCCAAAUAUACAGCUAUUUCUGUUCUUGAAAUGGAUCUAGAGAGGAUAGACAUAAAUCAAUGUCCCAAAGGACAAGGUAAUAAAGGACCUAAUCGAUUUGCAGACACGGCAAGAUGUAAAAAGGAAACCACAGAGUGUGAACCAAUGGAUGGAUGGGGUUUCCGUAGAGGAGGCUAUCAGUGUCGAUGUAAGCCAGGUUUUCGCUUACCAAGCGUAAUACGACGCCCAUUCCUCGGAGAAGUCUUGGAGAGAGCUUCAGGGGAACAAUACUACAACGGUUUCGAUUGCCUCAAAAUUGGCUGGGUUCACAAAGUUCCAAUUCAAUGGGAUAGAGCUCCAUAUCAUAUUCGUGAAAAAUAUCUAGAUCGUUACUAUGAAUAUAGGAACUUCUCAACAGGACCUAGUUCAAUGCACUCAGAGAAAAUGAAUAUUGAUGAAGCUCUCAAAUUUAUUCGUAGCGUCAAUGAACAUUCUUGCAAAAACUUCCACCCUCAGGAUUUGAUUCUUCCGGGUGAUGUGGCUCCUGGCGUUAAAGCACAAUUUGCCAAUGAAGCAAGAAUGGCCGUACGCUUGGCAAACUUCAUUAGUGCCUUUCUUCAAGUCUCCGAUCCCGAUGAAGUGUACACGGGCAAGAAAGUAGCAGAUAAACCCCUGACUGAGGAUCAAAUGAUUGGUGAAACAUUGGCGCUUGUUUUGGGAAAUAAUCGUAUUUGGUCAGCUGGAACAUAUUGGGAUCGCAACAAAUUCACCAAUCGCACAUACUUUGCCCCAUUUGCCUACAAAAAAGAUCUCAAUACGCGCAAAUUUAAAGUGGAAGAUCUAGCUAGGCUAAACAAAACUGAAGAACUCUACACUGGCAAAACAUGGUUUAGACUUCUCAAACAACGGUGGUCGACGAACUUUGAUGCCCUGGAAAAGUUUCAUAUGAAAAUAAAGGUUCGCUACAAUGAAUCCGGUGAACAUUUGCAGAAAUACGAACGCUAUCCUAAUCACUACUAUGCUGGAAAUAUGGAUCAUGGCUACUGGACUGCCCCUCAGUUUGAUUGCAAUGGAUUAGUGAAGAAGUGGUUGGUUACCUACAUUGCGCCCUUCUUUGGUUGGGACAGCAUUAAGGUCAAACUUGAAUUCAAGGGUGUGGUUGCUGUAUCCAUGGAUAUGCUUCAAUUGGAUAUUAAUCAGUGUCCUGAUAACUAUUACAUGCCCAAUGCCUUUAAGAAUACCCACAAAUGCGACGAAAAGACAUCCUAUUGUGUUCCAAUUUUGGGCAGAGGCUAUGAUAGUGGUGGCUACAAAUGUGAGUGCCUUCAAGGAUUUGAAUACCCCUACGAGGAUUUGAUUACGUACUACGACGGACAACUUGUUGAAGCUGAAUUCCAAAAUAUUGUCCAAGACAAAGAAUCUCGAUUUGAUCUAUUCAAGUGCCGUCUAGCUGCUGCCUCAUCAAUUUACAGUGGCAUUCAAUUAAUUUUGGCCAUUUUGGUACUUUCUUGGCCAUUAAUUUCUCGAAUUCGAUAGAUUCGUACUAAAAGAAGAACAAUUUAUAAAAGAAAUCCUUUUUGAUAGGAAUCUAAAGGAAACCUGACUUCAAAAUUUCCAUAAAUCUUUUGAUAAAAAUAAUUCUUAUUUAAGGAAUUCAAGUGCAACUUCAGGAGCAGGUUUCCGUGUAGUUUUUAGAAUAGCAUUUAAAUUUGUAAUUAAUAUCCGUCCAUUGUUUAUUUUUUUUUUUAAUAAUGUUUAAGUAAGUAUUUUUAACGUAACUGAUUCCAUCCAACUUUUGUCCUGACUUUUUGUCUAAAAGAAUCUCAGAUUUUUAUACAUUUGUUUUUAUAAGUGUAAAUAGAGAUUUAAGAGAUAAUGAGUAAGCAUGUCAAGUUAGAGCAGGUAUAAUUCAGACAAAUAGUUUUUUUAGUAAAAGUUUUUUAUGCAAAAUGGCAAAAAGUGUAAUAAGAAUCUUAAAGUGAAAAAUACUGUAUUUUUCUGAGAGACAAAAAUAAAACAACAUAAGGGGUUGAGGAGAGACACAACCCCAUAAUAAAUAAAUUAAAA
This is a messenger RNA of Lutzomyia longipalpis, 3112 nucleotides long. RefSeq lists its product as uncharacterized. The transcript has 7 exons. NCBI's taxonomy places the organism in Eukaryota, Metazoa, Arthropoda, Insecta, Diptera, Psychodidae. The coding region runs from base 158 to 2581 and encodes 807 amino acids. The record is from RefSeq and is a predicted model, not a curated record.